Chenopodium quinoa (quinoa) is the source of this 807-nucleotide messenger RNA. Its product is annotated as stigma-specific STIG1-like protein 3. The transcript has a single exon. The coding region runs from base 206 to 694 and encodes 162 amino acids. Lineage: Eukaryota; Viridiplantae; Streptophyta; Magnoliopsida; Caryophyllales; Amaranthaceae. The record is from RefSeq and is a predicted model, not a curated record.
AAUAGUUUAACAGCUUUUAAUUUAAUUUAGAGUCAACUUCGUUCUUUACUUUUUACACCCUUAUAAAUACAUUCAAUUCCUCUUACAUCUUAAGCCAACUUACAACUCAUACCUCACCAUAUCUAUUAUUUUCCCAUAGCUAGCUCACCUCAGCUGCUCGCUUCCGCCUUCCUCACCUCGGACUCUUCUCAAUAAAUAAGAGAAGAUGUCGUCGAGGAUGAUGAUGAAGGCAGUGAAGGCAUUCGCCUUGAUAGCUAUCACCAUGGUAAUGGCCACCAUCGCUUUUAAUUCCAUCAGUAUCAAAUAUGAUCACCAAGAUUACCACCCUAACCCUAAUGAAGAAGAGGAGAACAUUUCUCAACUACUUCCUUCUAAGAGGGUUAGCCGGUUCCUAGCCGAGAGUGACUACAACCACCAUGGAAGAAGCUUAAAGCCCGCGGAUCAUUGCCACAAGGACUACGAGGUUUGUGACAUCAAGUAUGGGAUGAACUUCACUUGUUGUGGAAACAAGUGUUUCGAUCUCACCAUUGAUCAGAAGAACUGUGGAGGUUGCCAUAGCAAGUGCAAGUUUACUAAUGAAUGUUGUGACGGAAAGUGCGUAGACAAAACCUAUGACAAGAGACAUUGUGGCAAAUGUAACCAAAAGUGUUUGGCCGGACAAUUAUGUGUUUAUGGGUUGUGUGACUACGCUUGAUUUACUACUAGCUUGCUCUUACGAAAUUGUACGUAUAUCAUUUGAGCUAGUAUGUAUAAGCAUUAUGUAACGUGAAAUUCUGGUUCUGUGAUCUCAUGAAAAGGGUCUCCUAA